This is a messenger RNA of Polychytrium aggregatum, 3121 nucleotides long. RefSeq names its product Fusaric acid resistance protein-like-domain-containing protein. Gene Ontology annotation, cellular component: plasma membrane. The record is from RefSeq and is a predicted model, not a curated record. Gene Ontology annotation, molecular function: transmembrane transporter activity. The coding region runs from base 136 to 3093 and encodes 985 amino acids. NCBI's taxonomy places the organism in Eukaryota, Fungi, Chytridiomycota, Chytridiomycetes, Polychytriales. Gene Ontology annotation, biological process: transmembrane transport. The transcript has 8 exons.
CUGCUCGCCUGCCUGCCUGCUCUCUAUCGUCUAUCCGACUGGCCACCCACAGCCCAGCCGUCUGCUGCUGCCGCCGCCUCUCGGGCAAGAUACCUCUGUUCCCGCCCCCAAGCCCUCCAGCCCGACAACCGAUCCAUGCCGCAAGCGGCCCACAGCUCUGGCUCCGGCUCCGGCUCGACAGCCAUUUCUCCAUCCGAAUCCACGCCACUUCUUUCGGGCUCGUCAGGGACAUGGCCGAUAGAGCCAUACAGAGCCGUCACGGGCCUAUCAAGCGCCUCCGGCUCGCUCGAUCCCAUCCCACCGACAUCGCCUCAGCCGGCCCCGGGGAGCGGCCACCGCCCCGUGCGGUGGAUCGACUAUACUACCCUCGCGUACACGCUCUCGCCCAAUCGAGGAGCAGCCAAAUGUGCCAUCACCUUCAUGCUGGCGACGCUAGCGACCUUUGUUGCCAACCUCAACGAGGACCUGGGAAGUGCAUCCUACCUUGUGGCCACCGCCGUGGUCUUCCUGCAUCCAGCCCGCACCAUCGGCUCGAUGAUCGAGGCUGUUCUGUGCUCGUUCCUGGGCAUGACGCUGGGAUACAGCGUCGCCUACGGCACGCUGGCGAUGUCGGCCGUGCUCUCAGAGACCUAUCCGUCUGUCCCGUGGCUGCAAAACGUCGUCGGCAUCCUCAAUCUCUUUCUGGUGACCUACCUGCUGGCCUUUAUUCGAGCCAAGAUCAACCGACCGGCAGUCUCGACGGGUUGCACCUUUGCCCAUCUCUUGACCUUCUUGACCAUCACCCAGCUGCCCCACGAAAAGGCCGGGGGCAAUCUCGGUGACAAGAUCCACCGCAUCGCGCUCUCGCUGUUCUUUGGAACGCUCAUCAGCUUGUUCGGAUGCUGUGCGUUCUGGCCGACGACGGCUGCAAGCUCGAUUCGCCGCGACAUUCAUACGACCCUGACCAACCUCCAGGCCUUCUUUGGCGUCCUCAGCAAUAUCUUUUCGCUUCCGUCGCAUGUGUCUUCUGACGAUCUGCGAUUGUACCGGUCCCAGUCCGGCCGCGAGCUCAUCCGACCCGAUGUGACCCUGGAGAUCAAGCCGGUCGAGUUUCACCACGACGAGCUGCACGAGCUCAUCAAGAGUCACCAGAAGCUCCUGCUGCGACUCGAAAAGGCUCGGUUCGAGGUUGCCUUCGAGCUGUUCUCAACCAUGUUUCUCCAUUUCCACGAAUACAAGGACAUUUUUGUGACCAUCGAGCGAUUAACCCAGCACCUUGGUACUCUCAAGUCAAGCGUCGUCGCAAUCGAUACCCAGCUCUCGCAGAGCCAGAGCUCGGGCAAGCAAAAUCCAAUCCUCGAGGAAUUCAAGCAGAAGAUGGGGCCCUCUCUACGCCAGCUCAUCGAGAUCUGCCGCAAGACCCUGGCAACGGUCGAGUCUGUUCUGGAUGAUGGGCAGCGCCCGCUCUUCAGCGAGAUCCAGACGCCGGACCUGGCGAGCGUCAACCACUUGAUCCAGAGUCUGCGUGCUACCAUCGAGGGCUUUGACAGAGACCAGCGCACGCUCCUGAUGGAGCUCUACGAGAAGGACAACCAGGAGGUUUUUCUUGUGUACUUUCUUAUCUUUACGCUGCUCGAGAUUUCGACCGAGCUGGUCUUUUUGAGCGAGGGCGUAUGGACCCUCUGCCAGAACAUCAAUGAGCGCCGACGAGUUGGCCGGAUCCGUUGGAUCUGGCAGAGCUGGACACUCGUGCGCGACAAAAGCUACGGCUGCCCACGUAUUUCGCCCAUCCCGUGGAAAGGUGGCCGUCACCUGCAAGCCGGCGAGACCACCGUCAUGGGCAUCCAGAACCCCGCUGCUCCGGGUUUCUACGGCAGUAUCUGGAAGUUCUUCACCAGCCUCCGCGAGUUUGAAACCAAGUUUGCCCUCAAGACGGCCCUGACGAUCGCACUGAUGGCCCUGCCCUCGUAUCUGGAGGCCACCCAGCUGCUCUUUUACGAAUAUCGCCUCAACUGGGCCCUGACUACGGCCGUGGUCGUCAUCACCCCUUCGGUCGGUGGCUCCAACUCCUCGGGCAUCCAGAUGAUCUUUGGCACGAUCGUGGGAGCGGUCUGUGCCCUCACAAGCUGGGUGUUGUUUCCCAAAGAGCCUUGGGGGCUCUUUUUGGCGACGGCUAUCGUGAUUACGCCGUCGUUUUUCCUGUUCUUGUACGGCACGCACCCGCGAAUUGGCCAGAUUCUGCUCAUGACAUACUCGAUCAUCGUGCUGCACACCUACGCCUCGCCCACGGAUCCGAUCACCGGCAAGGACUAUUCGAUCUACGAUAUCGCCUACCGUCGCGGAGUCUCUGUCGUCGCGGGCGUGGUCAUUGGCCUGCUGGUGUCGUGGUACGUCUGGCCCUAUAAGGCCCGAACGGAGCUACGCAAGGAACUUUCGGGCAGCCUCUUCGACAUGGCCAUUCUGUAUACCAAGCUUGUCGGGAUCUUCGAAUCCGGCCAGCCGCGGUCGGCCCCGCAAGACCUCGACCAAUUCCUCGAGCAGGAGCUGUCGAUCCGGCUCAAGCUCACGGAGCAGCAACUACUGCUGGCGCAAACGGCCCACGAACCGAGACUCAAGGGCGACUUUCCGGCGAUUGUCUAUGGCCAGAUCCUGGACGCAUGCAACCGCAUACUGGACCGAUUUGUGGCGAUCCGAGCGGCGAUCAUGGGCUACGAACAGUUCCUGGAAACACCAAGCAUUGCGGACACGGACGGCGAAGCGCACCGAGUGGCAAUGAUCGGCGAGAUCCUGCUGACCUUCUACGUGCUCUCUGGGGCGAUGAUCCUGAAGGCCCCGCUGCCGCCGUUCCUGCCGAACAUCGAGGCAUGCCGGCAGCGGCUCAUCUGCAACCUCGGCCACUCGCAGCGACAGCUGGCAGCCCCGGAAUUGCGGAAGAAAAAGUCGUUUGUGGUCACGCCAUCGGGGCAGCCGGACGGGACAUUUUUCUUCUACUAUGCCUAUGUGAUUGAGAUGGAAAGCGUGAUCAGCGAACUGACCCUGUUGGGCGGGCUGACCAAGAAGCUGUUCGGAGAACUCGAUUACAACCAACACAUCCGCCGCGACCGACGGCCGUAGACAGCACCCUCGACCGCAGGUGGGAGCA